GUUAUAUAUAUUCAUUGAAUACACUUUGGUAUCGUAUGAAGUUCCCAUGAUUAAACAUUAUUUUCCGUUUCCUUUCUUCAUGGGGAAAUUUUUUGAUUCGAAUCUUGUUCAUUUUUACAAGAAAACAAGUUUUUACGAAUCAAUUUCCAAACAUAGGUGCAGAAGAACAAUUUUCAUGUGACCGUUGAUUGAACGAAAUCAGAGCAGUGGUAAAGAAAAAAUCAGAAAGUAGGAAAAAGGAGAGGAAAAUUGGAACAGAACAGUGUGAAGUACAAGAAUAACCAAUGGGAGAGUGGUGGAGGAAAUUUUUUGCUGUUGCGGAAAUGGUAACAAAUUUGUUAUGUGAUACAACUCAUUUUUCGUUGGCACUUCUUGCUUAUUGCUGGAGCAAAAUGGUACCCACUAAAAAGAUUUCCAACUUAACCAGGUUGGAUCCGAUCAGCCAACUCUCAACAAAUGUUUGUCGCAUUUUGGGACAAAAUCCAGGACCAUUUACGCUUCAGGGAACUAAUACGUAUUUGGUUGGAGCAACCGAAGGGAAAAUUUUAAUCGAUUGUGGUAACAGUGGGGUGAAGCAAUACAUCGAUUAUUUGAAGGAAGCACUGGGUAAUAAUACAAUAAGAUUAAUUAUUUGCACACACUGGCAUGAUGAUCAUAUAGGCGGCAUACCGGAUAUUUUCAAACAUGUAACGAAUGGACCUGUACCAGUUCAUAAACUUCGAAAAACAGAUUCGCUAGAGGUGGGCAACAUAAAAUUUGAUUACAUAUCACCAGAAAGUGUCAUUACGGCUCCUGGAGUUACUCUUAGAUGUAUUGCAACACCUGGGCAUACAUCCGAUCAUAUCUCCCUUUAUUUUGAAGAAGAAGGUAGUCUCUUCAGCGGUGACUGCAUACUUGGAGAAGGUACUUCUGUAUUUGAAGAUCUUUAUGAUUAUAUGCAUUCGUUGGAAGCACUAUCGAAACUUAGUGUGACUAGGAUAUAUCCGGGACAUGGGACUGUUAUCGAGAAUGGUUUGGAAAAAAUUCAUGAAUAUAUAACACAUCGGAAGAGACGAGAAGACGAAAUAUUGAAAAUAUUGGAAAAUACGACGGUGGCAUCUAGCAUGCAAAUUACUAAUUUAAUUUAUAAAGAUAUAUCUUGGUCAGUUAAAUUGGGAGCCGUGAACAAUGUGAAUAAACAUUUAACGAAGCUCGUGAAAGAAAAUAGGGUUAAGCAAGUCGGUUUUGAUAGCUAUUGUCUAAAUACUGCUCCGAACGCCGGCGUAGGACAACUUAUUACUCAUGCUCAUAACUGAUUUUUUUUUUAUUUGUUACAUAUACAACAUAAAUAACUCACUUAUUAAACAAAUAAGUGUGUUAACAAAUAAAUACCUAGUAAAAUUCAGCUUAAUUUUAUUCAGAUACGUGUUGAUGCGG
Loa loa (African eye worm) is the source of this 1416-nucleotide messenger RNA. RefSeq lists its product as hypothetical. The coding region runs from base 285 to 1295 and encodes 336 amino acids. Lineage: Eukaryota; Metazoa; Nematoda; Chromadorea; Rhabditida; Onchocercidae. The transcript has 6 exons. The record is from RefSeq and is a predicted model, not a curated record. Gene Ontology annotation, molecular function: RNA endonuclease activity; single-stranded RNA binding. Gene Ontology annotation, cellular component: mitochondrial matrix.